AUGCCUUGGAAUCGAGUAUCAGAGACUCGAUGGGAGCGUCCCCUGAGCGGCUACGAAAACUUCUUUGUCGGCGUAGCAUCGCUCACUGCCGGCUUGAGCGGUGGCCGUGAGCACUUCAAUAUCUUCUGCGCGAUCAAAGUCGAGCUACCCUUUGCCGAUCCGAUCCCGGUGCUUAGACAUGCCUGGAAGCAGCUACGCCACGAUCAGCCCCAAAUAGCGAGUACUGUUGAAGGCACGACCAAAAUCUACGAGACCCCGGUCAGUGAAGAGGCUCUGGAACAGUGGUUGGACAAGACAUUCCUCGUUGCCCGUGACGCCGAAGACGCCGACGGGCUAUAUAAAAAUAUCCCCAUAAACGAAGAAACAUCGCUGUACUAUGUUCCAAACUCCCAGGAGCUUGUCUUGCGUACGUCUCACUACAACUUUGACGGCGUCGGGGCCUUACUUUUUUGGGACGCGUAUCUUAAGGCGCUCGCCUCUCCUUCCCCGGACAUCAAGUUCGGCGAGGAAGGCGUCAGGCUGGACCCAACGAUGAAAGAGAUCCUGGGCCAUCCGGACGCAUCACGGGAGCUUCAGAGCGAGGCUGACGCUCUCGUCGCCAAAUUCAUUGAUGCGUCACCAGGGAUCGGGCCAGAGAACAAGGCAGGCCUUGCACCCAUCGGCCGCGCCUGUAACAUAAGCGUCGCGUUCACCGCCGACAAGAGCGCCGCACUCUUUGCUGCCUGCCGGCGAAAAGGCGUCACAGUUACCUCUGCGGCCCACGCAGCUUAUAUUGCGACAAUCAGUCACCAUACCGACCCCAGCACGAGACAGGAUGAGUACGUGAGUUCCAUCGCCUAUAAUCUCCGGGACUAUCUCCCUGCGUCGUACAACACGAGCCAGCAUGCUGCAAAUGUCUGGUAUGCGGCUCAUCCCUUCCACCUUCCGCUACCCAUGUCGUUCUGGGACAUGGCCAGGGAGAUUGGGCGCGUCAAUUCAACGGCGUACAAAGGCAAUCCUCGCGCUCUCGAGUUCCGCGAGCCCCUCUCACAGUCCUUGGCUAAGCUCAUGCUAGCGCCCGAGGCUCUCCAAAAGCCAAUUGCGAAAGAUGCAUUCGUGAGCAGUUUGGGCGUCGUGGAGAAAUUCAUCCAGCGCGAGUACAAGCAUGGCGAGAACAGCAUCAAUGUUCUUGACGUGAAGCAGGGCUUGGACGUAAUCAUGGGUUUCAGUUCGGUACAUAUCCUGACAUUUGCGGAUCGUUUGAGAUUCACUUACAGUUUCAAUGAUGGUUAUGAAGACCCGGAGGAGAUUCGGAAGCAUUUGGCGGAGAUGAUCGUCGUGCUUGAGGCGGAGCUGCUUGAGGCGGAGCUGCUUGGGCACUAA
Verticillium alfalfae VaMs.102 is the source of this 1362-nucleotide messenger RNA. RefSeq lists its product as hypothetical. The transcript has a single exon. The record is from RefSeq and is a predicted model, not a curated record. Bases 1 to 1362 code for a protein of 453 amino acids. NCBI's taxonomy places the organism in Eukaryota, Fungi, Ascomycota, Sordariomycetes, Glomerellales, Plectosphaerellaceae.